CAACCCAGUUUGGUUGGUCGACACCGAAGCAGUCUUCAAAAAAAAAAUACACAGCCAGUGAACAGCAGGAGUGUGAGUAGACCUGUCGGUGAGCAGCCCCAGUUGGUUGUGAUAAGGGCUCUGGUCCAGUGAGAUUUUUUUGGACUGCUCAUACACCUCUGUGCUGAUGAUAACUCAUGAAGUCACAUCCUGUGUCCUGACGUUCCUGUGCAAUGGGAGAGUGGAGAGUAACUAAUGCAUCUAUGGAUCCUGAGAGUUCAAGAAUAUCACAUGUGACUAUAUCUCCCUCAAGACAUCAUCAUGUGGCGGCAUACGCUUUGCCCUUGUCAAAGCAGUCCUACAGUGUGAUAAGUGCCUUUUGUACUGAAGAUAAUGUUCUUCAGUGCAUUUCAUAUCUCAAUCAGGAGCUAGCCUCACUCGGCCUCUCCAUGUGUCUUGAGGACAGAUCACCAGAGGGAACAAGCCUAAAUGCGGUGCCAGCUCUUAAUGCCAUGUAUGAACUGCUCCAAAUUCAUAAACGAACUAUGUGCACUUUAGAGAAGAUGGAAGAAGAACAGCUAAAACAAUCGAGCACAUUGGAGCACUUGCAGAUAAGCAAUUCCAGACUGAAGGACCAGUUGGAGCUGUCAAAAAGGGAGAAUUCCGGUCUGCACGAGACGGAGAGGCAGCUUCAGCUGAAAAUAAAGACGCUACAGAGCUGCCUAAAGACUGAGAAGGAGGAGGUUCAGAAGCUCCAAAGUAUCAUCUCUAGUCGUGCCUCUCAGUAUAGUCAUGAUGCCAAGAGAAAAGAGAGGGAAGCUUUAAAGCUGAAGGAACGCCUCAGUCAGCUACUUGUUGACAGGAAGGACAAGAAAAUAGCCAUUGAUGUUUUAAAUUGCUUGGGACGAUCUGAUGGAAAAAGAAGUGUAUGGAGGACGGCAAAAUUAGCAGCAAGCCAUGAGAGUGACAUGUACAAAACUUUGCUGUCUGACUAUGAGACAAGUCAGAAGGCUUUAAUUAUGGAGAACGCAGAGCUUAAGAAAGUCCUCCAGCAGAUGAAGAAGGAGAUGAUUCACAUUCUGACUCCGCGGCAUCAACCUGCCAGUGGAGCCGCUGCUGAUGACAGCCAGGAACAGGUUGAGUUUGAUGAAGAGAGAGCAGGAGACACAAGCAGAGAAGCUUUGGACCAGUCCUGUGAACAUGCAAGGGAGCAACUCCUCAACAGCAUCCGCCAGCAGUGGAGGAAACUGAGAAACCAUGUGGUAAAACUAGACCAAGCCUCCCACAUGCAGAAUCAGAUGGAGUCAAACAAAGAAAUGAUACCGUUGGAAACUCAUGAGGAUGAGAUGGAGAGGAUGAGGCAGGAAGUCCAGCAGUGCAAAGAGUUCAUUCAAACACAGCAGCAACUUCUCUUGCAACAACUAAACACGUCAUUUGAUGAUGAGACGGCAGUUUUCCUGAACGGCUGCUACACACUGGAGGAGAAGGAGCGCCUAAAAGAAGAAUGGAAGCUCUUUGAGGAGCAGAAGAGAAACUUUGAGAAAGAGAGGAGGAACUUCACAGAGGCUGCUAUUCGGCUGGGCCGAGAAAAAAUGGCCUUUGAGGAAGACCGUGCUGCAUGGCUGAAGAAUCAGUUUUUGAACAGUACGCCCUUUACAGAUCGCAGGAGAUGUUCCUCAUCAGAUGGACAAAGUGCCUUAUCAAUCAGGAGUGAACCAGAGAUCAGGAUGUCCUCUGUGAAAGCCAAGCGCUCAAAAUCCCCAAUCUACAGUACCUUCUCAACUCCUAAACCGUCACGGACUUCCCUCGUGCCAUCCACUGCUGAGCUUUACCGGGCACUGCGUCUCCUAUCAGACAGCAGGGAUUCCUCCAAGCAUUCAAAUCGAGGACAGUGGCAAGAGUCAAGCACAACAGAAGAUCAACAUCCUCAUGUCAAGUCCAGUAUUCAAGCUCACACUGGUGAAAUGAGUAUUUUCACAUUUGAUGAUCACAGUGUCACUUAAAAAAUAAAAACGUUUAUCUUUAUAGGUUUGUUAGAAUAGGUUUGUUUUGUUUGUUUUUUUCCCUGUCUUCCCAUGCUGGACUUGAGCACCUAAUUGUUUCACUGCCAGCAGCGAUGAACACUCAUUUUCUACAAAUACAUGUAUCAUUCACCGCAUUGAUCAAAUAAGCACUUUAUAAGUUUAUCGUUCACCUUUAUUCCUCUAAAGCCUGGUCACUACUGACAGUUUAGAUUUAUUUAUCAAUUAAGGAGUAACUUAAUUUUAUAGCAUUUUUAAAUAUUGAGUAUAUAAAUUAAAGGUUUUGAUCAAAUGGAGCAAUGGAAGUAUGA
This is a messenger RNA of Cyprinodon tularosa, 2311 nucleotides long. It is a transcript of the gene ssx2ipa, whose product is annotated as synovial sarcoma, X breakpoint 2 interacting protein a. Lineage: Eukaryota; Metazoa; Chordata; Actinopteri; Cyprinodontiformes; Cyprinodontidae. The coding region runs from base 213 to 1982 and encodes 589 amino acids. The transcript is spliced from 14 exons. The record is from RefSeq and is a predicted model, not a curated record.